AAUAAUUUGUUCGCUAUUGUGAUGUAUAUCUGAGUAAAACGGCUUCCGGAACAAGAACAAAUCUAACUUAUAUUCUUUGAUUGUGUGUCUGAAACUGAUUAAACACUGUGUGUGUGGGAACACACAUGAAAACUAAAAAAUUAGCAGGAAUGAGGCUCUUCAGGACCAGGAAUGAGGAAGCUGCUUUACAGACACACCUGUUUUACACACGUCACUCAAACACAAAACCAGGAAACAAGAAUCACAUGACUUCAGAGUUCAGAGUUACCUGAGUGUAGUUGAGCUGUUGUGUGUUUGUGUCUCUGUAUUCAUGCAGUAAAAUGGCAGAAGCCAGAUUUUCUCAGGAUGAGUUCAUGUGUUCAGUGUGUCUGGAUCUCCUGAAGGAUCCAGUGGCCAUUCCCUGUGGGCACAGUUACUGUAAGAGCUGUAUUACAGACUGCUGGGAUCAGGAGGAUCAGAAGAGAGUCUACAGCUGUCCUCAGUGCAGACAGACCUUCAGUCCAAGACCUGCUUUAGCUAAAAACACCAUUCUGGCUGAAAUGGUGGAGAAACUGAAGAAGAUUAAACUUCCUGCUGACUGUUACGCUGGAGCUGGAGAUGUGCAGUGUGACGUCUGUACUGGAAGAAAACACAUAGCCGUCAAGUCCUGUCUGGUGUGUCUGAACUCUUACUGUCAGAAUCACCUUGAACAACAUGAGAGUUUGUUUAAAGGAAAGAGACACAAUCUGACUGAAGCCACUGGACGACUGCAGGAGAUGAUCUGCCCGAAACACGACAAGAUCCUUGAGGUUUUCUGCUGCACUGAUCAGGAGUGUAUAUGUGUGUUGUGUAUGAUAGAUGAACAUAAAAACCACGACACUGAAUCAUUUGCAGCACAGUGGACAGAGAAACAGCAUCAGCUGAAGGAGACACAGAGGUCGUUCCAGCAGAGGAUCCAGCAGAAAGAGGAAGAUCUUCAGCAGCUGAGAGAGGCUGUGGAGUCUCAUAAGCGCUCUGCACAGACAGCAGUGGAGGACAGUGAGAGGAUCUUCACUGAGCUCAUCCGCUUCAUUGAGAGAAGCCGCUCUGAGGCCACACAGCGGAUCAGAGAUCAGGAAAAGAUUGCAGUGAGUCGAGCUGAAGGACGACUGGAGCGACUGGAGCAGGAGAUCAAUGAUCUGAGGAGGAGAGACGCUGAGCUGGAGCAGCUUUCACACACACAGGAUCACAUCCAUUUCCUGCAGAGUUUCCAGUCUCUCUCAGCUCUUCCUGAAUCUACAGAUGUAAAUGACGAUCCCUUCAGUUCUCUCUUCUCUUUUCAUGUUGUGAGGGAAUCUGUCUGUCAGCUGAGAGACAAACUGAAGGAUUUCUGCAAAGAGGAGCUGAAGAAGCUCUCUGACAGAGUCACUUUCACCAACAUUGUUCCCAGAACCAGGAACGACUUCCUACAAUAUUCCCAUCAGCUCAAUCUGGAUCUGAACACAGUGAAUGAAAACCUCCGUCUGUCUGAGAGGAACAGAGUGAUUACAUUCACUAACACAGAGCAGUCGUAUCCUGAUCAUCCAGACAGAUUUGAUGUGUUUUAUCAGGUGUUGUGUAGAGAGAGUGUGUGUGGACGCUGUUACUGGGAGAUUGAGUGGAGUGGGGAAUAUGUGCAUAUAUCAGUGUCAUAUAAGAGCAUCAGCAGGAAGGGAUCUGGUAAUGAGUGUUGGUUUGGAUCUAAUGAUCAGUCCUGGAGUUUGAUCUGCUCUUCCUCCAGUUACUCAUUCAGACACAAUAACAUAAAGACUGAACUCCCUGAUGAUGAUGAUGAUGAUUUAGUGUCCAUCAUCAGUAGAAUAGGAGUGUAUGUGGAUCACAGUACAGGAACUCUGUCCUUCUACAGCGUCUCUGGAGACACAAUGAGCCUCAUCCACACAGUCCAGACCACAUUCACUCAACCGCUCUAUCCUGGGUUUAGUGUUUAUAAUGGAUCAUCAGUGAAACUAUGUUGAUGAAUCAGAACAGACUGUAGAGAGAUUCUACCCAUAAUGCUUUGAGCUCAUGAUGAAUCAGUAACAGUGAAUUGUUAUAGAGUCUCUUAUUUUCUCUUCAUUACAUUAAUACUACAGCUGAACUUCUGUCAGUGAAAUAACAUGAAGAAUAAAUGUGUGUAAUGAAUCCUCAUAGAGACAGUGAGAUCAGUGUGUGUGUGUGUGUGUGAGUGAGUGUGUGAGUCAUGAUGAGUGACGGUGUGUAUCUGUGCUUUUCUCAAGCUCUAUUUGUGUUGAUGGAAAACAUUCAUUCAGUUCUUAUUAUAGUGUCACAUAAAUAAUUUUUAUUAUUACUAUCAAAAUUAACUUUUAU
Messenger RNA from Megalobrama amblycephala (Wuchang bream), 2325 nucleotides. RefSeq names its product tripartite motif-containing protein 16-like. NCBI's taxonomy places the organism in Eukaryota, Metazoa, Chordata, Actinopteri, Cypriniformes, Xenocyprididae. The transcript has 7 exons. Bases 321 to 1973 code for a protein of 550 amino acids. The record is from RefSeq and is a predicted model, not a curated record. Gene Ontology annotation, molecular function: zinc ion binding; protein binding.